AGACAAAGAAGAAGACUAUACAGCAAUGAUGGCUCCAGUAAAUGCUCCAGCACUUAUGACACAGCAACCUGGCAUAGGAGCCACUGUGCAACAAGCACCCGGAAGUGGACCACAACAGCCAGUGCCUAUUGUCAUCUACGUAAAGCCUGAACAGCAAAACAGAUGUGGGCCAAGGCCUAUGCAAAGAGUACAAGGAAGACCGAACCAGGGAAGAAACUUAUGCUGGGGGUGUGGAAAACCAGGACACAACAGGAGGGAGUGUACUACAAACCCUUGGAACAUAAACCAACAACAAGGCUCUCAAUGGCAAGCAGGCCAGCAACAGCGAACACAAUGGCAAGGUCAAGGACAACAAGGACAACAACAACAAGAACAGCAAGGACCUCAUUGGCAAGAACAGCAGAAUCAACCCUGGCAGAAUCAACAGCAGCAGGGACCAGUCAAUCCAUGGCGGGGUCCAGAUGUUGGCUACUAGGGCUGCCCAGAAGAUCCUACUGGGAGGGGUCAGCAUCCAAUGAUAACUGAGAAUGCUGAUACAGAACCUAUGCUGCAGGUUAAGAUUGAAGGCAAGAUCACACCAAUGAUGAUAGACACUGGAGCAACAUACACAUGUAUAAAUUCAGAAUAUGCCUCACACCUCCCAAUGUCUGGAAAGUUCACAAAGACAGUAGGAUUUUCGGGAAAAACGCAGCUAAUUCCAAUAACAGCUCCAGUUUGUCUAAGGACCAAGGACAAAGAAGUAACAUUACCCAUCUUAGUAUCAGAACAAACCCCUGUUAAUUUGUUAGGAAGAGAUGCCCUCUGCAAGUUAAAGAUUCAAAUACUAUGUUCCCCAGAAGGUAUUUACAUUGAAAGCAAGGGAGUCAGACAAAUGGUAAUCACAACCCCCCAAGCUAAUGCUUACUGGUUAGGAAAUUUAGAGGAAGAGGUAGGGAAGACAUUACAAAAAUGGGAAAAGUUUAUUAAGGAACAAAUCGAAGAGCCCAAAUUACCCGAAUUAGAACCCCACUGUACCAUGAUCUAUGACCCAUUACGCAGAGUAGACAUAGAAAAAAGAUGGUUACAAGAAACCAAAGACAUGGAAGUUCCCCUUGUUUCACAGCAUAUAAUCAUAGGCCCACAAGGAGCAGCAUUACAAGUUGAUGACAAUGAUUUUAUUAAGAAAUGGUUUCAGGUCCCAAACUCAGUUCCCCAUAUCACACUAUAUUUAGAGAAGGAUAGUGAGUCUAAGGAAAUAGGCCCAAUGAUGAAAAAAGCUAAAGGACUACAAUGGAAAAACACAGAUAACCCCUUAAUAUUUUUAUCAGCAGACAAACGAUUUAUGAAGAUUGCAUGUGCCACAAUUAUGCAGGGAACUCCUAGAGAGGUGGAAGUCAAUGGUCAAAGUAAAAUGAAUUUGGAAACCAUCUUAGAAAAAGAGAUAAAACAAACAGAGCUUCUCAAAGAAAUGGAGCAACUGGUUCCUGAUCAAUUAUGGUCAAAACAUGACACAGAUGUAGGGCUGAUAAAAUCUGCCAGCCCUAUAGUUAUCAAAGCAAAACCAGGAACUAAGCUACCUAACAAAUACCAAUAUCCAUUGAAACCUGAAGCAAUAAAUGGCAUCAGGGAAACCAUAGAUGGACUGAUUACAGCAGGAGUGCUGUUCAAAACAUCUAGUCCUUGUAAUACUCCUAUACUGCCCGUUACCAAAGCAGACAAAGCAAAAUGGCGCUUGGUACAUGACUUAAGGGCAGUCAAUGAAAUAGUGGAAGAUUGGCCAGUAGAAGUUCCGAAUCCUCACACCCUGCUCACAAAUGUGCCGCCUGAUGCUAAAUAUUUUACAGUAAUUGAUCUUUGUUCUGCUUUUUUCAGCAUUCCAUUGGCUGAGAGCAGCAGGCACUUGUUUGCCUUCACGUAUGAGGGGACUCAGAUAUCCUACACUAGAGUCCCUCAAGGGUUCCGCCAUAGCCCCCACAUAUUCAAUCAGCUGUUAAAAGCUGACUUGGAAGAUCUGGUAUUGGAUAGCACUCUUCUGCAGUAUGUUGAUGAUUUGUUAAUUUGCGCACCUACACUUGAACAAUGUCACAGAGAUUCUAUUAAGGUACUAACCAAGCUAGCAGAAGGAGGACAUAAAGCCUCAAAGGCAAAGUUACAGUAUUGCCUUCCCCAAGUAGAGUACUUGGGAAGACUGAUUGCAUAUAAAACCAAGGCAAUAUCACAAAGUCAAUUAGAGGGAAUUAGCAAGGUUCCACUGCCACAGACUGUUGGUCAUAUGAUGACAUUCCUGGGCAUGACUGGGUUCAGCUCAGACUGGAUAGAGGAUUAUGCAAUAAAAACUGCCCCUUUGAGAGCCCUGAUGAAACAGGCAGGACAACAAAAUUUAAGAGCCCCACUUACAUGGAAUAGUGAUGCAACAAUAGCAUUUGAGUCCAUUAAAAGAGAACUGCAAAGUGCUCCAGCUCUGACCAGCCCUGACUAUACGAAACCUUUUCACCUGUAUGUAGCUAACAGAAAAGAGGGAUAUGCCUCUGCAGUGUUGAUGCAAGAAACUUGUAAGGGAAGAGGAAAACAGCCCAUUGCCUUUUAUAGCACAAAACUGGAUAGUGUAGCACAGGGAUAUCCCCCUUGUUAUCAAGGACUCGCUGCUGUAUAUUAUGCUUAUGAGAAAGCUUCUACUUUGACUAUGGGGUACCCUGUGACUAUAUAUGCGCAUCACAAGGUGGUUGAAAUGUUGGAACAGGGCAGAUUUGUUUUGACACAGGCCAGAAGUCUGGCAUAUUCAACUCUUUUGACAUAUCCAGAUGUAACGAUAAAACAUUGUACUACUGUAAAUCCAGCUAACUACAUACCUUUGGAAAAUGAGGGCACUCCACAUGAUUGUGUUGCUGAAUCACUAGCAUUUACCCGUCUUAGACCAGACUUAGAGUCUACACCAAUAAUGCAUGCUGAAGCUGAUUAUUUUGUGGAUGGAUCUUGUUUCAGAGACCAUCUGGGAAAUCAUGCUGGUUUUUCUGUGGUUAAGCGAAAAGAUGAUGGAUUUAUACCUGUGAUUUCUCAACAUUGUGAGCAACCGUGUUCCGCACAACUGGCUGAGCUAAAAGCUCUGACCACAGCUUGCCAGUUGGCAAAGGGACGAAUUGUAAAUAUUUAUACAGAUUCUGCAUAUGCACAUGGAGUGUGCCAUUUAUAUGGGGCCGUCUGGAAACAAAGAGGAUUUAAAAAGAGUGACGGUACCCCAAUACAACAUGCAGAACAAAUUGUACAGUUAAUUUCUGCAAUGAUGCAACCAAAACUUUUAGCCGUUGUUAAGUGUCAAGCACACAAAAAGGGAAAUGAUUUUGUAAUUGUUGGGAACAAUGCUGCAGAUGCUGAGGCUAAAAGAGCUUCAGGGUGCCUAACUGCUGUAAUGGCCCCCAUGGUAUUAGUACAACCCGAGCCCCGCAUUACAGAUCUUGCUCGCAUACAGGAGCAGGCAAGUGCUGUUGAACAGUCAGUAUGGCAGCAAAGGGGGGCCACAAGAGAUGCAAAUGGAGUAUGGCGCUCUCAUGAAGGACUUAUAAUUGCACCGCAUGCCCUAUUGACUGUAUUAAUUUCAGAGACACAUGGGUUUGAUCAUUGCGGUCGAAAUGAGAUACUUCGAAAGAUCAAGCAACAAGGAUAUUGGUCACCUUAUUUGCAAGCAACAGUGGAUGAUUACCUAACAGGAUGUGACAUUUGUGCUCAGAACAAUGUUAGAAAAGGGACUUCAGCACCCAUAGGACACAUCCCUGUACCUGAGGGACCUUUUAAACACUUAGUAAUGGAUUAUGUUGACAUGAUCAAAUCAGUCAGAGGAAAAAGAUACAUGUUGGUGAUUAUAGACAGAUUCAGCAGAUGGGUGGAAGCUGUGCCAUCAGCAGACCAGGGCUCUGGGACUGUGAUUAAGUUCUUGACAAGAGAAGUGAUCCCUAGGUUUGGAAUUCCUUCUGAGAUCAGCUCGGAUAACGGCUCCUCUUUUAUUCAACGAGCCGUAAAGACUGUCUUACAACAGUUGCGAAUAAAACAGCGGCUAGGCUGUGUUUACAGACCUCAAUCUCAAGGAAUGGUUGAGAAAGCGAAUGGGACUUUAAAAGCAAAGAUAAAUAAGAUCUGUGCAGAUACCAAAUUGAACUGGGUAGAUGCAUUACCGUUGGCACUAAUGAACUAUCGCAUGCAAACUAACAGAACCACGAAUUUGACCCCACAUGAAAUGCUCACGGGCAGACCUAUGCCAGUGCCAUACUUAAGGGGCCCUUAUGAUGGACCGCCCUUGGAACAAUUGCAAGUUGAAUUAAGAACUUAUAUGAGACAAUUAACUGCUAUACAUGAGGCUAUAUAUUCACAGGAGCAUCGCCGAGGGCCCAGAGAGGACGAAGAAGCUCCAUGUGCAAUCGUUCCUGGAGACCAAGUCUAUCUGAGGGUCUUCAGAAGGAGAUGGAAUGAGCCGCGGAGAGAAGGGCCUUACACAGUCGUACGAGCAACACCAACAGCAGUACAAGUGGAAGGAAGCAACACCUGGUACCACUUGAACCAUUGUACCAGAGUACCACAACUCCGUCGACGAGAUCCUGAACAAGCCGUCGAGGAACUAUCAGAGACUUCAGACGAAGCACAGCACCAAGAUGAUAGUCAGGGGACCCCCGAGAGAGCUCCCGACCCUGCUCCAGAACCACCUAGGGCGGCUGCGAGACAACCGGAGCAGCUCCCACAGCACGAGCCAGAGCAGAGGGCACAGCAGGAGAGACUCGACCAGGAGCAGGAGCAGACACAGCACGAGCCGCCGCCCGAGCCAGAACAGAGGCCACGACCAGAACGAACGGGGCAGGAGCCAGGCCAGAGCACAGAACACAGACAACCGACGGAGCAUGCUGGCAGGCCUGUAUACGAUCCUGACAUACAUGGAGAACAUAGUGCAACUCGAGAUAGCCGCAGUAGACAGGAACCAGACACCGUUCCGACCCCGACAAGCGACAGGGAAUUACGCCCAGGCCCAAGUCGGGAGGGAGAUGCAGGACAUUCUGAUCACGAUAUUGCUACUGGUGAGCCUGGUACAGACCAUACCACAGACCCAGGGGUACCUGACCCAGAAUUAUCCCUUGAACAACUACUGGCAGAAGAAUUCCCAACAAUCAAUGUGUCAGAUCUCAGUUGGUCACCCCCAGACUUCGAUUUGUGAUGAACUACCACAGUAUGAGAGACUUUGGGACAUUGCUAUUCACAAUGAGUGGUAUAGAUGGGCACAUUUUACAGUGGAACAGUCAUAUAUGGACAGUUGUGUGUUUUGCACCCCUUCACCAUUAAGCAAACUCAUCGUUGUGCCAAACCCAUAUGACUAUAGACAUUGUGCUGGACAUUACACAAAACAGUGUGAUAAAAAGAGAAACACUGUUCCUUUUUGCCAUGCAGAGUGCUUAGCUUUGGCAGGACGAAAAAACAGGGAAAAGUACUACACUCACCCAUUAUGGGGAAAGGAAUGUAUGGACAUUGAUGUAAACCUGCCAGCAAAUAUGAUUGAAGUUCCAGUUGUUUAUGACAUAGAUUAUACAUUACAGUAUGAAUGCUUUAAUAGUACAUACAAAAAGGGUGGUAACGAUGUAGGAUUGUUUGAAGGAAAUUGCAUAACUGUUUGGCAUUUGGAUAAAAACAUGCGAAGUCAAAAGAGUGUUAAAAAACAGUGGAGUAAUCAGUUUGCUUCAGCCACAAUCACAGAUAACUUUACAGUAGUAGGUUGGGAAAGCUGUCCAAAUAUGACAACAGGAUGGCCAUUAAUUGAAUCUUACCAAACCCAAGUGAAUGCUAUUGCUGACUAUUUUUGGUUAUGUGGAGGAAGCAAACUAAGGCCAACAUUGCCAGAAAAAUGGAUAGGCUUAUGUGCAAGAGUAAAACUAAUACAAGAUGUUACUAUUAUUACAUGGGACCCAAAUGAAAAUGUAAAACGCACGCCCAAACAUAACAUAAUUAAGAGAGCAUACCAAAGUGACCCUAAUGUUUAUUUGGAUACUAUUGGCCAACCUAGAAAUAUUCCACACCAAUUUAAAGCAAGAGAUGAGAUUAGAUCUGGAUUUGAAUCUAUUCUUGUAUGGAUAACCCCAAAUAAGAACACAGAAUGGAUUAACUAUCUGUAUUACAAUCAGCAGAGGUUUAUUAAUUUUACAAAUGAUGCACUUGAAGCCCUUGGAGAACAAUUGGCCCCAACGAGUAAAAUGGCCUGGCAAAAUAGACAGGCCCUGAACUGGUUAUUAGCUGAAAAAGGAGGGGUUUGUGUAAUGUUUGGAGAAGAUUGUUGUACUUAUAUUCCUAAUAAUACCUCCCCUGAUGGGUCUUUCACUCAUGCUAUGGAAAAAUUGAAAAAUCUGAGGGAUGAAGUAACGGCCAAUGCUGGAACAGAUAGGGCAUUUGAAACAUGGUUUGAGUCAAUGUUUGGGUCCUGGAGAAAAUGGCUAACUCAAGUGGGAAUGAUAAUUGUUGUUGUUCUAAUGAUUUCCGCAAUAUUAUUUUGUUGUGUUCUCCCUAUGAUAAGGUCUUUGUUGGUUAGAGCCACAGCAAAACAAAUGUCACUACAUGCAAAGUUACAUAUGCACAAUGACUCUGAGGCAUUUAUGUUAACCAUGGUCACAGCAAUGGAAAAAUGUGAAGAAUAUGAUGACAUUCCAUAGUUGUUUAAUGCAAAACCAAAACAAGGGGUGCCACUUUUGUUUUACCAUUAUAGUUUUGUUUUUGAAUAAUAAGGGAGAUAGCUUAGAAUUGUUUUCCUUUUGGGACAUGUAGUAUAGUUAUAUUCUUUUAAGACACUUAUAGGCAGGAAGAUAGCUCAUGUUUUGUUUAUUGUUUUGGCAGUGAACCCCUUCCCCUUUUGAAACUGCACAUGUAAAAAACAAGUUGAUUUAUAACCCCAAAAAGAAAGGGCUAUGUAUUAUGUGUUCUCUCUUUCUUUCUCUCCAUUUUUCUAUCUUUAUCUACCUCACUCUUAUCACAACCCUUGAGCAGGACAAGAUUGGGGGUGUUUCAAAGCAGGACUGCAGAUAGGAGUUUCUGGUCAGAGUGACAUCACGGACGCAGACUACCUAUUACGACGAGAGGAAAUUAAAUUACCAUGGAAACGAUGUAUGCCACUGACAGAAGAAGAAUAUUCACGGAACCGAGA
Messenger RNA from Triplophysa rosa, 7141 nucleotides. RefSeq lists its product as uncharacterized. The transcript has a single exon. Gene Ontology annotation, molecular function: aspartic-type endopeptidase activity; RNA-DNA hybrid ribonuclease activity; nucleic acid binding. The record is from RefSeq and is a predicted model, not a curated record. Gene Ontology annotation, biological process: DNA integration; proteolysis. The coding region runs from base 515 to 5173 and encodes 1552 amino acids. Lineage: Eukaryota; Metazoa; Chordata; Actinopteri; Cypriniformes; Nemacheilidae.